This is a messenger RNA of Colletotrichum abscissum, 1779 nucleotides long. Its product is annotated as major facilitator superfamily transporter. The record is from RefSeq and is a predicted model, not a curated record. Gene Ontology annotation, biological process: transmembrane transport. Gene Ontology annotation, cellular component: plasma membrane. Gene Ontology annotation, molecular function: transmembrane transporter activity. The coding region runs from base 1 to 1779 and encodes 592 amino acids. Lineage: Eukaryota; Fungi; Ascomycota; Sordariomycetes; Glomerellales; Glomerellaceae. The transcript is spliced from 8 exons.
AUGUCGACGGCAUCAUCAAAGGAAAAUUCUCUCCCCUCCGACGUCGCAGUGGCCGAAGCUUCAGCCUCAAAAAGCGCCGUUGUCGAACAUCCAAAGGCCGAUGCAGAUGCUGUCGCAAAGGCCGAAGAUCAUAUAAUCCCGCCUGCAAUCCAGCCACUUCAAUUGAGUGACGAACCCUCUGAUGCUGCUCCUCACACAGAACCGGAGUUGAUACCUCCCGUAUAUAUCACAGGAUGGAGGCUCUACGCCAUCAUAUCCGGAUUGUGCAUGUCGCUCUUCUUGUCCACGCUUGAGACCACCAUCGUUAGCACGUCACUUGUCUCCAUUACCAACGCUUUACACGGGUUUGAGCAGCGGGAUUGGAUCGUCACCUCGUAUCUGCUUACUUACACUGGAUUUCUCAUCAUAUUCGCCAAGUUCAGUGACGUGCUAGGCAGAAAAUUCGUCGUUCUCCUGUCUUUGGCCAUCUUCACGAUAUUUUCCAUCGUGUGCGGUGUAAUAUCGUCCAUGGUACAGCUUAUCAUCUUCCGUGCCUUUCAGGGAGUCGGAGCGUCUGGCAUAUAUGCCAUGGUCAAUGUGAUUAACCCUGAACUGGUUCCGUCCGACAAAUGGGGCAAUAUCGUCGCUGGCACCUCGCUUGUUCUCGUCUUCAGCUCCGUGCUAGGCCCAGUCCUAGGAGGCGUAAUCAACGACCACUCGAGUUGGCGAUGGGUCUUUUUACUCAAUGCGCCGACGGGCGCUUUUGCAACCGCUCUCCUCGCGUUCCUUUUGCCGUCCAAUUUUCCGCACCAGGGCCGCGGGGUAAAUCAGCCAAGCACGCGGGACAAGUUCAGCGGAGCCGCAAUCGCCAGGCUAGACUUUGUAGGAGCCGCCGUGCUGCUCGCAGCAUCAAUCCUUCUCGUCUUUGGCUUCGAGGAGGCCGGCUCAAGAUAUCCGUGGAACAGCUCCAUCGUCAUUUCUACGAUUGUUUGCGGAGGCAGUCUCUUUUUGGCCUUCAUUGCAUGUGAGUACGUGGUUGGCAAGCCAAAGUAUCCACAAGAGCCCGUAUUCCCUCUGCGGCUGUUGAAGGAUCGACACUUUGUUGGCCUGUUUUUGACCGCCUUCUUCACCGGCCUGCCGUUCAUGACCGCCUUGAUCAACCUCCCGCAGCGCUUCCAAGCCGUCCACGGAUUGACUCCCUUUGCUGCGGGCGUCCAUACGCUCCCUCUCCUCCUCAGCUCUCCACUUGCCGCCGCAGUGUCUGGCCCGUUGACCACCAAGAUGGACGUGCCGCCUUUCUAUCUGUUGCUAUUUGGGGCGUGCAUGCAGAUUCUGGGCGUGGGCCUCGCUAGCUCCGUAACUCCUGAUAGAUUGAGAGACUUGCUGGGGUUCGAAGCGAUCAUGGGCUUUGGCUUUGGUAUGACACUGGUGACGGUCCUCAUCUAUGUCCCUUUCCUGGUUGACCGGCGGGACCUUGCCGUUUCAAUGGGAGCCGUAACACAGUUUCGGACAUUGGGGGGCACCAUUGGCUUGGCCGUGGGGGCGACCAUUCUCAACAACCACCUCUCAUCCAGUCUCCCAAACUACCUCACCCCCUCAGAGAUGCAAUCCAUUUCCGAUUCGGUUCAAUUCAUAGACAGUCUACCAGCCCCCACACGGACUGCCGUUCGAUCCGUGUUCAGCGAGGGUUACAACGAGCAGCUCCGUACCAUGCUCUACUUUAGCGUCGCCGUUCUCGUCUCCUUGACACUCAUGUGGGAUCGAAACCUUAAACGGGCCCGUGACAUGAAGGGGUAUUGA